Molecule: messenger RNA, 516 nt
Organism: Nematocida major
Lineage: Eukaryota; Fungi; Microsporidia
Product: ubiquitin-conjugating enzyme E2 D
Exons: 1
Coding region: 1-516 (171 amino acids)
Biological process (GO): protein polyubiquitination
Cellular component (GO): nucleus
Molecular function (GO): ubiquitin conjugating enzyme activity
Source: RefSeq, a predicted model, not a curated record
AUGCUUCAGAAUGCAAACUCAGUUAAAAGGAUAAUGAAAGAGCUGCGAGACAUUGAGGACUCGGAGAAAAACAAGCCGGAAAGCGCUGCAGAACAGGUGAUACGAAUAAGCCCGAUCGACGAGACAGAUAUGUACACGUGGAGAGGGAAAAUAAAGCCCCCAAAGGGAAGCAACUAUUACGGAGGCAUUUUCUAUCUGGACAUUAAGUUCCCAACAGACUAUCCGUUCAAGCCACCAAAGGUCAGGUUUAUUACACGGAUAUUCCAUCCGAACAUAAACACGAACGGAACCAUAUGUCUGGACAUUCUAAAUGAAAAGUGGUCGCCUGCUCUGACUAUUUCAAAGGUCAUGAUGUCGAUUUGCAGCUGGCUGGACGAGCCAAACCCUGAUGAUCCGCUUGUUCCAAACAUUGCAUCUAUUUGCAAAACAGAGCCCGAAAAGUACAAGGAAACCUGCAAGGAGUGGACGCUAAAAUAUGCGGUCGAUACAAGCAAUGACAUAGACGCAUGGAAGUAA